UCAGUUGUUGUGUACGGAAGUGUUCAGACCGGAACCUUUUUGCCGUCUUCAACCAAGUUUCUUCCCGGACAAAGUUUUCUUUCCCUCUUAGAGGACUCGCACGGUUCCGACCCGCGCCAUGGAAGGCCCCCCCGCGUUGCAGCGGGCGGGGAGCGGACCCAGGACGUGGAUCACAGCGGCGCUGUCGGUCGUGGGUUCGGCUGUGGCCGUGGCCGCCGUGGGCUGCCUGUGCGCGCUCUUUUACCCCAUCUUCAGAGAGCUGAGAGCCGGGACGGUGAGAGGAGAAAACGGGACGAAGGAGAAGAUCCUGGGGUUCUGGAGCAUCCUGGUGCUGUCGCUGUUUGGGGGAUGCGUCUGCUGGCUGGUCUCCUGGACUCUGACCCACCUGCACAGGCACCAGCCCCGCAUGGCGUUCCCAACGGCAGCGUCGCUCACAGGCUUCAGAGAUGUGUCUGGACAUGCCGUCUGCAUGGAUUAUGGGAUGGCUUUUCUCAACGGGGUCAUGGGCAUGCUCACGGUCGUCUGGUGCUUGUCAUGACCAAGAAGGUUUCUGAGCCAAGCAGAGGGUCCGGGUUUGGACCAUGUCUCUGCCGGUCAUUCUGCCUCGGUUUCUGUCAAAUCCUAGUUUUUAUGGAUCCCGUUUAUCGAAAAUGGACUUUAUUUCAGAAGAUAUUCAUGUUUUCACAUUGGAAAAUCAAAUAAAACGAAUCUGAUGUAAUCAUC
Molecule: messenger RNA, 723 nt
Organism: Oryzias latipes (Japanese medaka)
Lineage: Eukaryota; Metazoa; Chordata; Actinopteri; Beloniformes; Adrianichthyidae
Gene: arl6ip6
Product: ADP-ribosylation factor-like 6 interacting protein 6
Source: RefSeq, a predicted model, not a curated record